Messenger RNA from Eruca vesicaria subsp. sativa (arugula), 945 nucleotides. Lineage: Eukaryota; Viridiplantae; Streptophyta; Magnoliopsida; Brassicales; Brassicaceae. The record is from the annotation of a GenBank genome assembly.
AUGGCUUCUUCUUCUUCGUCUUCAAUUGAUUUCUCAACUGCAAUUCUAAUAAGGGUUGAUCAAUCGGGCAAAGGAGAUUUUAACAAGAUUCAAGAAGCAAUUGAAUCCAUCCCUCCCAAUCUAAACAACUCACAACUUUAUUUCAUUUGGGUUAAACCUGGAGUUUACCGAGAAAAGGUGGUGAUUCCUGCGGAUAAACCCUACAUAACAUUGAGCGGAACAAAAGCCUCAAACACAAUUCUCAUAUGGAGCGAUGGUAAAGACCUUUUGGAAUCACCCACUCUCACAGUCUUCGCCUCCGAUUUCGUAUGCCGAUUUCUCACUAUUCAGAAUAAGUUUGGAAUAGGCGGACAGGCGGUUGCGUUGCGAGUGGCAGCGGAUAACGCAGCGUUCUAUGGUUGCGUGAUAACGUCAUACCAAGACACUCUUCUCGACGACAAUGGAAACCAUUACUUCAAGAACUGCUAUAUUGAAGGAGCUACCGAUUUCAUUUGUGGAAGCGCAUCUUCUCUUUAUGAGAAGUGUCAUCUACACUCACUGUCGCCAAAAAAUGGGUCGAUAACGGCGCAAAUGAGAACGUCGGCGACAGAGAAAUCAGGGUUUAUAUUCUUGGGAUGCAAGUUAACCGGUUCGGGUUUAACAUUUUUGGGAAGACCAUGGGGAGCUUAUUCGAGGGUUGUCUUUGCUUAUUCUUUCUUCUCCAAUGUGGUUGCACCUCAAGGAUGGAACGAAUGGCGAGACCCGCGCAGAAAAGAGACUGUAUAUUAUGGUGAAUACAAAUGUUACGGUCCUGGAGCAGACAGAAAGCAAAGGGUGAAAUGGUCGAAAGAGUUAUCGGAUGAGGAAGCUACCGUCUUCUUGAGCAAGGACUUCAUUGGUGGCAAAGACUGGCUCCGACCUGCCCCUACUCAUUUCAAAAAUUCUCCCAAAUCAAACCCAACAUAA